GUUGGGCAGACAAAAGUUUGCAGCGUUGAAGCUUUGAGCUGACGUCACUUUUGUUCCUUGAAGUGAUGCUGAACAAGCCUUGAGAAGAGUCUGUUGGAUCCACACACUCACACACACAUUCACCCAGACUCAAUUACUGCCCAAUUCUCUUCUAUCAUCUCCUGCCACCGUCCUCAAACAACGCGAAAUCGUAAAAGGAAUUAAUUUUGGGCUCUUUUGAAAACGAACUAUAGGAGGAUUCUUCUAGCGCGGACACUAAGUUUGCAGAGUCGUGAUGUCACAGACCUGAGGACGCUGUCCCCUGAUAUGGAGUCUGCAGAGCGGCUAGCCUCCCCGUCGACAGCCUCGUCCUCCCUGCACAUGGCCUCCUCCACGGUGUCCUCAGCCAGCUCCUCCCCGGCCCCUGCCCCGGCCUCCGCCCCGGCCCCAGCCUCAGCCCAGACCCCCUCCUCUAAGUGCAGCACAGCCCCCAGCCCUCCCAGCCUGGCCUCCACUCUCACCACCUGUGGACAACUGUUCCGGACCAUGGGGGAGCAGCAUUUCAACAUGGCCGUCUCCAGUGCCUUUCCCUUCAACCACCCGGCGUUCGGCCUGUACACCACGGCCUCGGGCCGGCCGGAGUUUGGAGGCCUGGGUAGCCUGGGGAUGUCUGCCGCCCUGGCCGCCCACUCCCAGCUGGGUGGGUUCCCAGACUGGUGGCGGUCCUCAGAGGCUCACGGCCACGGGCCCUUCUUCCCCCCCCUCCUGGGUCUGCCCCCCUUGUUCGCGCCCUCCCUCCCCACUCACGCCUCCAGCCCCUACCAGUCGCGGACCCCCAGCAAGAACGGCCGUGCCACAGCCAAAGGACUGAACGGGGCGCUGAACGGUGGUGUGGUCCCAGGAAGCUCCUCGGGGAACCACAGCUUGUUCUCAGCCAAGGCAGCCUCGGAGAGCUCCAGGGCCAACGGCCGCACCAGCGAGGCGGACCUGGGCCAAGCACAGGACACGAGCGCUCCCAAAACAAAGGACAAGAAACGCAAGAAACCUUUGGAGACGUCCAGUGUGAGCGGCAGCGAAUCAGGAUCCUCCGUUUCGUCCUGCGACGACGUGAGCAGCGACUCGGACGACCUGGACGAGGACGAGGACGACGAGGAUGAUCAGAGCAUCGACAGCGGCGACUCGGACUCGGAGAAGGAUGGCCGCUUCAAGAUGAAGGGUCUGACCCAGGGCACGUCUGAGGGGAAGCAGGAUGUCCACCCUGAGAAGACCCCAGACAGCCAGAGCGGGCUGUCUAAGAAGCACCGGAGAGAUGGCCCCUUCUCGCGCUGCCUGUCCUCCCAGGCCGGCCCUCUCCCCUCGGCCGCGGCCCAGGCGGCGGGGCCCCUCUUCCAGAGCCCCAGGUGCAGGGAGGCACAGCAGCAGCACACCAGCGUCAUCCAGGCCACGGGGCUGGCUGUCAUCAGCAGAGCCCUCCCUCUGUCCUCACACACACACAGAGAGAGCCCCUGUGUGCCCCCCCGGGCCUCCCCCAAGCACUCCUCCUCCUCUUCGCCCAAACACAACUCAGUCUCUUCUUCCCCCAAGCCCCUCUCCCUCUGCACUUCACCCAAACCUCUGUCUGUUGCCUCCUCUCCCAAGCCUCCCUCCCUCUCCCCCUCUCCCAAACCGCCGACGCUCUCCCCCUCACACCAGCCCGCCAGGUCCCGUACCUCCUCCCCCAAACCCCUGGCUUUGGCGGGGCGCAGCAGGGGCGGCAGCAAGGGCUACUCUGACGACAUGAUGUCACACAUCAACAGCUUCAGAAUACACCCGCCCUUCCUCUCCCAGGAGCACUUCAAACAGGCCUUCCCUCUGUCGCUGAAGAAGCAGGACUCGUUCAAGAACCAGAGGAAGAUGGCCCCCUCCUCCUCUUCCUCCUCCUCCUCCUCCUCCUCCUUACCUCCCCCCAGGCUGUCUCCAGAGACCCUGGCCAGUCACAAACUGACGUCCUCACUUCACGCCAGCCACUCCAACCUGUUCCUGGCCAACCCUCUGCUGAUCCACCACCACCAGCAGCCCCCCAACGGGGUGAUCCACAGCUCGGUCCAGGAGGCCCCCCUGGCCCUCAUCACCAGGCCCCGCGGCCAGAGCUCCAGGCCCCCCAGCAGGCCCCUGCUGGCCGCCACCAGCCCCCACUUCUCCAUGCCCAUCAACCUGAGCACCGGGACCAAGGAGGCAUCGGCGGGUGCUGUGUCCCAGGCCUCCACCUCACCCGGCCUGGCCCACAGGCCCAGGAAGAACAAUACCCCCAAGGCUCUCCACGCCAGGAAGCCCCUCCUCCACGCCCCCCUGGCCCCCUCCCUGCACGCCCCCCUGGCCCCCUCCCUGGUGGAGCUGGUCAGGGGCACCGAGUCUGACAUCCCCAGCAGCAAGGACUCGGACGACUCCUUAGGGGACGAGGACGAAGAUGAGGAUGAUGAGGAUGACUCGGACGACAGUCUGUCGGAGUCUGACAGUAAUCUGGAGAGCGACUCCGACGGCUCUGAAGACGAGUUGAAGGAGCGCGAGGCCCCAGACAGGAAGCUCUCCAGAGCAUCCGCCACCUCCUCCUCCUCCUUGCUCCUCAACGCCACCUCCUCCUCCUCGCUCCUCAACGCCUCCUCCGGCCUGUCGGCCAGCUGCUCCCCUCUCAACCUCCAGGUGGCCAGGCCCCUAAGCUUGGCCCCUCCCACCACGGUGACCAGCGCUGGGGGGGCCCUGGCCUUCCACGCCCCCCCCUCCUCGUCCCACACUCUGACCACUCCACCAGGGUCAGGGAAGAGGAGGAGGGUGACAGACGAGAGAGAGCUGCGAUUACCUCUGGAGUUUGGGUGGCAGAGAGAGACCCGCAUCAGGAGCGUGGCGGGGCGUCUCCAGGGCGAGGUGGCCUACUACGCCCCCUGUGGGAAGAAGCUGCGUCAGUACCCCGACGUCAUGAAGUAUAUAUCCAGAAAUGGAAUAGCUGACAUCACACGUGAUAAUUUUAGCUUCAGUACAAAAAUAAAAGUUGGUGACUUCUAUGAAGCCAGAGAAGGACCUCAGGGUUUACAGUGGAGCCUGCUGACAGAGGAGGAGAUCGUUCCUCGCAUCAUAGCGAUGGACGGGAGGCGAGGCCGCCAGCCCAACCCCGACCUCCCGAGGGCGGUGGAGAGCCCCCCGGCCCGGCGCCGGAAGGGACGCUCCCUGAACGCCGGCGAGGACUUCCCAGGCGCCUCCGAUGCCAAACUUCUACGCAAACUGGAAGCUCAAGAGAUCGCACGACAGGCAGCUCAGAUCAAGAUGAUGAGGAAGCUGGAGAAGCAGGCUCUGGCACGGGCAGCGAAGGAGGCCCGCCGGCAGCAGGCUGUCAUGGCCGCGGAGGACAGGAGGAAACGGAAGGAGCAGAUGAAGAUUCUGAAGCAGCAGGAGAAGAUCAAGCGCAUUCAGCAAAUUCGAAUGGAGAAAGAACUCCGUGCACAGCAGAUUCUCGAGGCUAAAAGGAAAAGGAAGGAAGAAGCAGCCAAUGCCAAAAUAUUGGAGGCUGAGAAACGAACCAAGGAUAAGGAGAUGCGCAGACAGCAGGCGGUUUUAUUAAAGCACCAGGAGUUGGAGAGGCAUAGACUAGAUAUGGUAUGGGAGCGGGAGAGACGGCGACAGCACAUGAUGCUGAUCAAAGCCAUGGACGCUCGUAAGAAGGCAGAGGAGAGGGAGCGCCUGAAGCAGGAGAAGAAAGAUGAGAAACGCUUAAACAAGGAGAGGAAACUGGAGCUCAGGAGACUGGAACUGGAGAUGGCCAAGGAGCUGAAGAAACCAAACGAAGACAUGUGCUUAGCGGAUCAGAAGCCGCUGCCAGAGUUGUCCCGGGUCUCGGGCCUGGUGCUCCCAGGCAGCACGUUCUCAGACUGCCUCAUGGUGAUCCAGUUCCUGCGCAGCUUCGGCAAGGUGCUGGGCCUGGACGUGAGCGCCCAGGUGCCCCCUCUGAGCGUGCUCCAGGAGGGGCUGCUCAACAUCGGCCCCGCCGCCGCCCGCGUGCAGGACCUGCUGGUGCGCAUGCUCUCCUCCGCCGUGUGUGACCCGGGACUGCCCCCCGGACACCGGACCAAGACGGCCCUGGGGGAUCACCUGACUAACGUGGGCAUCAACAGGGACAACGUGUCUGAGAUCCUGCAGAUCUUCAUGGAGGCUCACUGUGACCAGCAGCCAGAGCUGCUGCCACUGGCCUUCAGCCUGAAGACCAGGGCCUUCCAGGCCCACACGCCCGCCCAGAAGGCCUCCAUCCUGGGCUUCCUGGUCAAUGAGCUGUCCUGCAGCAAGAGCGUGGUCAGCGAGAUUGACAAAAACAUUGACCAUAUGACCAAUCUGAGAAAGGACAAGUGGUUCCUCGAAGGAAAUCUACGCAAACUGAGAGUCGUCCACGCCAAGAAGACAGGGAAACGCGACAGCAGCGUGGGGGGGGAGGAGGGUCCGGGCCUGGGCACCCCCACCCCCGGACGCAAGCGCAAGAGGAAAGCUGCUGACAGUGAGGAGGAGGAGGAAGAGGACGAGGACAGCGAGGAGCAGGGCGACGAGGACGAGGAAGAGGAAGAGGAGGGCGGCGGCGGGAAGAGGGGGAAGAAGGUGGAGACCUGUGAGGAGGAGGACGACGGCGACCAGACGGCCAGCGUGGAGGAGCUGGAGAAACAGUUAGAGAAGCUGACCAGGCAGCAGAGCCAGAUCCGGAGGAAGCUGUUUGAGUCGUCCCACUCCCUGCGCUCCAUGAUGUUUGGCCAGGACCGCUACAAGAGGCGCUACUGGGUUCUGCCCCAGUGUGGGGGCAUCUUUGUGGAGGGCAUGGACAGUGGAGAAGGCCCAGAGGAGCUGGAGAAGGAGAGGCAGAGGAGCAGGAAGGAGGUGCAGGUGAAGGAGGAGCAGCUGGAGGAGUUGGAGGAGAAGCCUGGAGCCUGUAGUCUGGAGCUGGGCUCCCCCAGAGACACAGCCACCCCAGAGAACCAGCCGGACAAGGACUCCCUCAACCUGUUCCUCCAGAAGCCAGGCUCCUUCUCCAAGCUCAGCCAGCUCCUGGAGGUGGCCAAGAUGUCCCCGGACUCUGACAGCCACUCCCACAGCCACGGCAGCAGUCCUGCCAAACCCUCCACCUCUGUGUCCUCCCCAGUCCACGCCAGCGCUCAGAACACACUACCCAGCAGCCCCUCCGCCUCCUCCCAGCCGGGCGCGGAGGCCAGGCUGGAGCCAGGCUCCCUCCACGGCGCCCCCUACCUCAGCCCGGGGAGGCGGCCCGCCAGCCCCCAGCAGCCUCUGCUGCCCAGCGACCAGCUGCUCCGGGUGCUGACGGAGAAGAGUGGACACUGGUUCAGCCUGCUGCCGCGGUCGCCCUGCGACGGCUCCUCCGUCACCUCCCCUGGGUCCACCCCCUCGGCCCCGCCCUCCUCCUCCCCCCCACAGCCCGCCACCCUGCCCAGGUCCCCCUCGGCGCUGUCCCCCACCCCCCAGGCCCCCUCUACAGCAGCCAGCCCCGGGAACCCCACGGCUGCUAUCAGCCCUUUCGGGUUCACCUCUCUUCAGCAGGUGAAGUCUGGCCUUCUGAUGGGGCUGCCGUUUUGCGGCUGGCCCAGCGGGGUGAUGAGUCCUGGGCUGGCCUUCCCUGGCAGCCCCCUGAACCCCCUCCUGGGCGCCGCAGCCUACCAGCCCGGGGAGGGGGGACAGGGCAACCCCUUCCUGGCCCCCAGCAUCUCCACCAGCAAGAGCGAGUCCCCAGGGCCCCUGGGAGAGAAGCCCCCCUCAGCCCCGUCCCCCGCGGUGGAGCUGGCCAGGAACCAGGACCACGCCAGCCCCCUGCCCAUCCCAGAGGAGAUGCUGUGUGGCUGGUGGAGGGUGUCCGACCUGGAGGAGCUGCGGGGCCUGGUGAAGGCUCUUCACAGCCGGGGCGUCAGAGAGAAGGCCCUGCAGAAACAGAUCCAGAAGCAUAUGGAGCACAUGGCCCAGGCCUGCGCCAGGAACAGAGAUGUGUGUGUGAUAGACGAGAGGGAUCUGGACCAGAAGGAGGUGAACGUGGAGACUGUGGAGAGCUGGUGUGUGGAGGAGCAGGCCAUGGAGGUGGACAUCUCCGCCCUGCAGCAGGUGGAGGAGAUGGAGAGGAAGGUGACCUCUGCCAGCCUGCAGGUCAAGGGCUGGAUGUACCCUGAGCCCCAGUCAGAGCGGGAGGAUCUGGUCUACCAUGAACACAAGCCCUGGUCCUGUCCUGGUCCUGGUCUGGGUCCCGAGGCCCGCCAGGAGCAGGGAGAGCUGGGAGGCCGGGCACGGCGGCCCAACAACCCCCUAGAUAUAGCUGCUGCCAGGCUGGCAGAGCUGGAGAAGAACAUAGAGCGAAGGUACCUGAAGAGCCCCUUAAGCACCACCAUUCAGAUCCGUGUGGAUCAUGUGGGCACGGUCACUGUGCCCGCGCCCGCACCAUCCAGUAGUGGUGAUGGUGAAGGGGGCGAGGAGGAGCUGGCCCCGGGCAUGAAGACGUGGCGCCGGGCGCUGAGCGAGGUGAGCAGCGCCGCCCAGCUGGCUCUCUGUCUCCAGCAGCUGCACCGCUCCAUCGCCUGGGAGAGGUCCAUCAUGAAGGUGUACUGCCAAAUGUGUCGCAAGGGGGAUAAUGAGGAGCUGCUGUUGCUGUGUGACGGCUGUGACAAAGGCUGUCACACAUACUGCCAUAAACCUAAGAUCACCACCAUACCUUCCGGUGACUGGUUCUGUCCUGCUUGCAUAGCGAAGGCGAGCGGCCAGUUCCCCAAGAGCAAGAAGCAGAAGAGCCGCGUAGCUGCUGGGGGAGGAGGAGGAGCAGGAGGAGGAGGAGCAGGAGGAGGAGGAGGAGGAGGAGCGGUGAAGAGAGGAAGCAGCGAGGUGAAGCGGAGCAGGAAGACGUCCGUGGCGGGGGAGGUGUCUGAGGACGAGGGGGCCAGUACCUGCUGCGGGGGCAGCGGCACGCCCAGGAAAGGGAGCAAGGAAUCCAAGAAGAGGAGGGGGGAGAGCCCCCCCACCAACCCCCCCAGGCAGGACAGCCCGGCCUGCUGGGGGAAGAAAGCCAAAAUGGCCAAAGACAACAACAACAGCAAGGACCUCAACUUGUGCAGGGUGCUGCUGGCUGAGCUGGAGGGCCACCAGGAUGCCUGGCCCUUCCUCAUCCCCGUAAACCCCAAAUCUGUCCCUGGAUACAAGAAGGUGAUCAGGAAACCCAUGGAUUUCUCCACCAUCAGAGAGAAGCUGGUCAACAACCUGUACCUGAACCUGGAGACGUUUAUCAUAGACGUCAACCUGGUUUUUGAUAAUUGUGAGAAGUUCAAUGAAGACAACUCUGACAUUGGAAGAGCGGGCCACAGCAUGAGGAGGUUCUUUGAGAGGAGAUGGCCUGAGCUGCUGAGGCAGAUCAUCUAGAGCACCUCAGAGCCUCCUCCCCUCCUCCAUCUCUCUCUCCUCCAUCUCUCUCUCCUCCCUCCUCCAUCUCUCUCUCCUCCAUCUCUCUCUCCUCCCUCCUCCAUCUCCCACUCUCCUUCAUCUCUCUCCUUCUCUCUCUCCCUCUCUUUGUGGAAACCAGCUCCAGUACCCCACACUCCAACCCAACUCUAAGACUCAAACCAAGAAACGAAAUACAGAUAUAAUUGUUAUUUUAGAUUAUAUUGACUUUGCUGGUGUACUGUGCUGGUUUGGUGAAAGUGAAUCCAAGACGAUGGGUGUUUUAAAGUGCAAUACCAUUUCUUCGUAUUUCAACGCACUGACCACAACCAUCCGAACUGCAGCUGGGAACGAACGCUUUCUGCUGUUUAGAUAUGUCCUGUCUUUUAUUUCAUCAUUAAUUAAUUCUAGUGAAUGUAUUUAAUUUCUUGUCAAUUAUUUAUGUGUAGAAAAUGAUUCAGACUUCUUCUGAGAAAAUGAAGAAACAACAAAACUGCUUCAAAAAUCUUAAAAGAAUGUUGUCGCUUUUUUCAAAAGUAAAACAAAGCCAAGACAAAAAAAAAGAGAAUUGUUUACACUGCUCUGGGCCUCCAGAGCGCCAUUAGAGUCCUACGGUAAUACAUGUAAAAGCUGCAUUCAUGGAUGUUUGCAUUUCUACAACAAAAAAAACAGGCAACCACAAUGACACAUCUGUACAUACUGUUAAUUCAUGUUAAUACUAAGUCUUAUUUGUAAUAUGUAAGAUGUGUACAUAAAGUACUGUGUUGUGUCUGACAUUGUUUAUGCCUUAGAAUGAUUGUAGGGUUUCAUUUCUGUCUUAAAGUGAUAAAUACAUAUUGCCUGUACUGUUCUCCUCUGGAAAACACUGUGGUCUCCUCAAUCUUGGUAGUGCCUGCCCUCUUAAAAGUGUGUAGAGGAUUUUCAUUUCAAUAUUUGGAUUUUUGUACGUGUGGUGUGUCCAUUGUAUGACAUCCUGUAGCAAACCUUCAUCCCUCACGGUCCUCAGACCUGGUUCAUCCCCUCACGGUCCUCAGACCUGGUUCAUCCCCUCACGGUCCUCAGACCUGGUUCAUCCCCUCACGGUCCUCAGACCUGGUUCAUCCCCUCACGGUCCUCAGACCUGGUUCAUCCCCUCACGGUCCUCAGACCUGGUUCAUCCCCUCACAGUCCUCAGACCUGGUUCAUCCCUUCACGGUCCUCAGACCUGGUUCAUCCCCUCACAGUCCUCAGACCUGGUUCAUCCCUUCACAGUCCUCAGACAUGGUGAAAACAGUCUGGAUGUUUUAGUCAGCCAGGCGCUUCUCUCUAGUGGCCCCGGGGCGCACGACUCCAGAAGCCACUGUGUUUGACUCUUGCUGUGCGUGGCAGCCUACCGACGGCGGCUAGAGCAGUUUUUGUACCCGAGUCAAGAGUACUUGAAGUUAUUUUAUUUAUGAAUAUUGUGAAAGAGGUAGCAUUUUUUGUAGGAGCAUUAUUUUUCACUAGUGUGUGUGGCACGAAUCUAAUAAAACUGAUGUUUUUCAACUCAA
Molecule: messenger RNA, 8939 nt
Organism: Osmerus eperlanus (European smelt)
Lineage: Eukaryota; Metazoa; Chordata; Actinopteri; Osmeriformes; Osmeridae
Product: bromodomain adjacent to zinc finger domain protein 2B
Exons: 38
Coding region: 307-7392 (2361 amino acids)
Cellular component (GO): chromatin
Molecular function (GO): protein binding; DNA binding
Source: RefSeq, a predicted model, not a curated record